Messenger RNA from Linderina pennispora, 842 nucleotides. RefSeq lists its product as uncharacterized. The coding region runs from base 4 to 477 and encodes 157 amino acids. Lineage: Eukaryota; Fungi; Kickxellomycota; Kickxellomycetes; Kickxellales; Kickxellaceae. The transcript has a single exon. The record is from RefSeq and is a predicted model, not a curated record.
AAAAUGAAUGUAUUACUUUUUACUCUAUAUUUCUUUUGUGCUAUAUCUCUAUAUAGGCCACUAGGCCUAGGUAUCAUAGUAGUUAAUAGUGGUAAUAAAGAUAGUCAGAGCUAUUUCCUCCCAUCGCUUAGAUUCCCAUUUUCCCUAGAGAUCCCCUUCUGGAGACAAAUACCACAUUCUAAUGUAGUAAUGCUAUCUACACUUUCUAAGACUUUGACACACCUAGGGAUAUGUGAUACAACUGAUGAUGAAUUUUUCCCAUCAAGCUGCAUACCAUCACCUUUAGGAGAAACACCAGUAUCAUAUCCUGGGCCAGAUCUACUAACAAAGGAAUCAUCUGAGAUAGUACUAGUAUCAUCUACAGUGUCUUUGAAUCAUGAUGCAGAAAUACUGACAAUACAGCACCCUUUAACUACUAGAGGACUGCAUAAAAGACGUAAUGUUGAAGUAACAAUUGAUAUAGUUACUCCCUUUUGAAAGGCUCCUUCUCCAAAUACCAUUCAUAGCACUUAAUAUAAUUCGCAAUAGUGUACUACUUGCAUUUGAGAUACCAUUAUUAUUAUUAGGACUAGUGUAAAUGAGCACUUAUGAUUUAUAGUAGUAUCAAUUCCUUUGGGGCAGAUAGAAGAUAAAAUUUUAGUAUUAUAUGGUAUAGAUUUUAUGGUGAAGGAGCAUUAAUAAACUGAGAUCUGAAACUAAGCUAUAUAAUUAACUUCUUCCAAUAUCACUUUAAAUGCAGGCGGAAAGUACAAUUUAUACCUAGAUAUCUACUACUUAAGGCAUAUUAUCAGAGAGCAGUAAUACUAUACUCAUGACGAAAGGACAUCAUCCUUAGCAAUAAG